Anguilla rostrata (American eel) is the source of this 2908-nucleotide messenger RNA. Its product is annotated as potassium voltage-gated channel subfamily V member 2. The record is from RefSeq and is a predicted model, not a curated record. The coding region runs from base 340 to 1968 and encodes 542 amino acids. Gene Ontology annotation, molecular function: delayed rectifier potassium channel activity. Lineage: Eukaryota; Metazoa; Chordata; Actinopteri; Anguilliformes; Anguillidae. Gene Ontology annotation, cellular component: membrane; voltage-gated potassium channel complex. Gene Ontology annotation, biological process: potassium ion transmembrane transport; protein homooligomerization. The transcript is spliced from 3 exons.
ACCGCAUAGCCUUCCCAGAUGAGCAUCAGUGGACUGAGCUGACUGUUUGCAUCAUGAAACAUUGCUUUUAUUUAUAUACCCAAUCAAACAUUCUAGUCUUCUCAUGACAGUAACACAGUGAGCAGCACGGCAUGGAGGGAGGAGAGGACCUUUCCCCCUGAACCUCAAAACCUGGUGGACUGUGGACAUCCCAAAACAGGCACUAACAGGCAGGCAGAGACAGGAUCUACCACUCAGAGACCCCACAAAAGAUCCUCCCGUGGGGAGAGUUUGGGUUCAUUUCCUUCACUCCCAUUCUCCUUCUGCUAACCCCCCCCCCCCCCCAAAGAGUCUGUCACAAUGGAUCCUCCAAGGAGACAUGCCCAUAAGAAGCUGAAGAAGAGGCGUUCCAGCCUUUUUGCCAACCUCAAGUUUGCUGGAAGUUUCUCCCAAAGCAUGGAGGUCGAGUCCAGCGCCUUCCCCUUUGCCCAGGACAGCUCCAUCAAGGCCUGGACCUCCAUGGACCACCUGGACAGCCCUACCCCCAUAAUGGAGGAGCCCGAGGCAGGGGCAGCCACGGAGGCCCGGAAACCUCCAAAGAGGCAAUCCACUACCAUCAAUAUAAACGUGGGGGGCAAGCUGUUCCGCAUCCCCACGCGCAUGGCGGUACGGCACCCUCACACCCGCAUUGGGAAGCUGGCCCUUUGCACAGACCCUGCCAGACGGCAGCAGCUGUGUGACGAUUACUCCGUGCACACUAACGAGUUCUUCUUCGACCGGGACCCCACAUUCUUCCACUACAUCUCUCACUUCUACCGCUCCAAGGUGCUGUGGGUAAUGGACGGAUUGUGUCCUGUAAACUUCGAGGAGGAGAUGGCCUUCUGGGGCCUGCGCAUGCGAGACAUGCAGCGCUGCUGCAGAAUCCUGUUUGAAGAGAAGGUGGAUGAGCUGCGAGACCAGCUGAAGGUUGAACGUGAACUGAUGGCUGAGAUUGACCCCCAGCACAAUGAGGAGGGCUUUAAGACCAUGUUCCUGGGCGGCCUGCGCAAGGCUGUCUGGGAUUUAAUUGAGAACCCUUACUCCUCGCCAACCGCCAAGGCCUUCGCCAUCUUCUCCAGCAUCUUUGUGAUCACCUCCAUUGCUGCCAUGACUCUGAACACUGUCUCUGAGCUCCGAAUUUAUACCAUCUAUGGGAAAACCUAUGUGGAGUUUGUGGAGAUUGCCUCAAUCCUCUUCUUCACCCUGGAGUACUUCCUGCGCUUGCUCACCACCUGUAACAUCACAAACUUCCUGAAGAGCACCCUGAACUUUGUGGACCUGGUGGCCGUCAUGCCUUACUUCAUCCAGAUUGUAUUUGAGGCAAUGUCAGACCAAGAGGAUCUAAAUGUGCAGGAUGAUCUCCGAGGGGCAAUGUCACGUGUUAGCAAGGCCAGCAAGGUGCUGAAGGUGGUCAAGCUGAUGCGCAUAUUCCGCAUCCUAAAGCUAGCGCGUCACUCCACCGGUAUGCGAGCAUUCGGAUUCACCUUGCGGCAGUGUUGUGAGCAAGUGUGUUGCCUCUUCCUCUUCAUCACCAUGGGAAUCUUCACCUUCUCUGCCCUCAUGUAUUCAGUGGAGCACAAGAUGGAGGGAACCCCCUUCAGCAGCAUCCCUGACACCUGGUGGUGGGCAGCGGUGAGCAUCUCCACCGUGGGGUACGGGGAUGUGGUGCCAGUUACGGUGCUGGGCCGGAUAGUGGCAUUCUGCUGCAUCUCCUUUGGCAUCAUCCUCAAUGGUAUGCCUAUCUCCAUCCUCUUCAACAAGUUCUCUGACUACUACGCCAAGCUGAAGGCCCAGGAGCACACCUACAUCAACAAGCAGCACCGCCUGGAGCUGAAGACCCGGCUCCAGCGUCGGCUGCACCACUGCCUCGGUCCGCACUCUGAGGAAGAGGAGGAGUGCAGGGCCCACAACCGCAACCACAACCAGAAUGAGAACCAGAACCAAAACUGAGUUCCGCAGUGCCCAUUCACCACAUGGUCCUGGCAUGUCAACCCCACUCCUGUCCCCCACCUGAUUCUAUCCCCUGGGUCUUCAGGUGUAGAAUUUUAGGCAAAGAUGAGCAGUGGGCCUUGAGCCUAAGCUGCCAAAAAUAGCAGACAACUCUCAAUCUCAAGGACUGAUAGGACGUAAAGUGGAAAGCGUAACUGCAUCAGUGCUGCUCAGUAGCUGGAAAAGAUCAAAUUCCUUUUGCUGGUUUCAGAUCAGUUCAGCUGACUGCUACUUCUAACUAAAGUUCUAUUGUAUCAUAAAGGCCUAUGGACUUUACAGAUCAACGCAUGGCAGGUUUAUAGCUAAAAUGUAUGCAUGUACUGUAGAAAGAUGAGUAAUUAUGUUGUUUAUUAAUACCAAAGUUCAGUUUGCAGUUUCUUUCCAGAUUAUUUCUAAAAAGAGAGCAUGUAAUAAAACAGGGCUAAACUCUCUUCCAUGUAGCAGUGCAUUAGCCCACAGGGCUACACUCCUCCAUGUAGCAGUGCAUUAGCCCACAGGGCUACACUCCUCCAUGUAGCAGUGCAUUAGCCCACAGGGCUACACUCCUCCAUGUAGCAGUGCAUUAGCCUGCAGGGCUACGCUCCUCCAUGUAGCAGUGCAUUAGCCCACAGGGCUACACUCCUCCACAUAGCAGUGCAUUAGCCCACAGGGCUACACUCCUCCAUGUAGCAGUGCAUUAGCCCACAGGGCUACUCUCCUCCAUGUAGCAGUGCAUUAGCCCACAGGGCUACGCUCCUCCAUGUAGCAGUGCAUUAGCCCACAGGGCUACACUCCUCCAUGUAGCAGUGCAUUAGCCUGCAGGGCUACACUCCUCCAUGUAGCAGUGCAUUAGCCUGCAGGGCUACACUCCUCCAUGUAGCAGUGCAUUAGCCCACAGGGCUACACUCCUCCAUGUAGCAGU